This is a messenger RNA of Rhinichthys klamathensis goyatoka, 1000 nucleotides long. Its product is annotated as oocyte zinc finger protein XlCOF15-like. Gene Ontology annotation, biological process: regulation of transcription by RNA polymerase II. The record is from RefSeq and is a predicted model, not a curated record. Gene Ontology annotation, molecular function: RNA polymerase II cis-regulatory region sequence-specific DNA binding; DNA-binding transcription factor activity. The transcript is spliced from 2 exons. Bases 157 to 912 code for a protein of 251 amino acids. Lineage: Eukaryota; Metazoa; Chordata; Actinopteri; Cypriniformes; Leuciscidae.
GGCAGUGCUGUGUAACUUUACUCAUGCUGUCCAACCGUGCAAUAAAGAAGAAGAAAGCAUGCUCGAGAAAGUUGUAAGGACCAAAGAAUGUUACAAUCAUUGGAACUACGAUAAAUAUUGGCGAUUUUUGAUGGCUGGAGUCCUGACUGCAUCGAAAUGAAGCCUUCUGAGAAUUUUCUUGGAGUUUCGAGGGCCGAGUCGUCUAAGGAGAGUAUGGAAACUUUGGUGCUGAGCAAAAUAGAAGGAUCACCUGUGCUCUAUUGCCAACGGCUGAAAUAUACAGUGAGAAGUAUUCAGGUGCCCGACGGAAGUCCUUCAGAUACUGAAACAGAAGCUGAACCUGAACCAUCCGACUUCCUCCCCUCGAAUCGCAAAAAGACUUGUGGUAAUAAAUUCAGCUGUAAAUUGUGUGGCAUGGAGUAUCAGCGGAGCUUAAACCUGGUGCGUCACAUGCGAAUACACACGGGAGAAGCGCCGUACACCUGUGAACUCUGUGGGAAGGGUUUCCGUCGUUCAGACUGGCUUAAAUUACACCUCACCAUCCAUACGGGAAACAAACGUAAGCGCGUGAAGAGCUUCAGUUGCGAUCAGUGUGAGAAGAAGUUCACCUGCUCCACCGCACUCCAAAGUCAUUUAUACAAACACAGAGGCGAGAGGCCGUUCGCCUGCGCGCACUGCGACAAGACGUUCUUCAGUCAGACUGAUCUUAAUCGCCACCACAGCGAUUCUCAUUCUGGAAAACAGUUCUGUUGCCACUUGUGUGGAAGUGGAUUCUCACGCCGCUCGACGCUGCUGAAACACAUGCGGAUUCACACGGGAGAGAGGCCUUUCUCCUGUCCAGACUGUGGAAAGACUUUACGUUAUCAAUAUUCCUUGAAUAUGCAUCGUAAACUGCAUUCAGACAAAAGUUGAUGUGAUGCACAAUCAUGUAUAGGCUAUCACAUGAAUUUAUGAUAAUUAUGAUUUAAUUUAUGAUUUCCUGCACAAUGCCAAUAAAGAG